Molecule: messenger RNA, 8375 nt
Organism: Cydia pomonella (codling moth)
Lineage: Eukaryota; Metazoa; Arthropoda; Insecta; Lepidoptera; Tortricidae
Gene: ocm
Exons: 5
Coding region: 277-4935 (1552 amino acids)
Source: RefSeq, a predicted model, not a curated record
AGAAUACUGAUAACGUGUCCCAACAAACUUAGUGAUAUUAUUAGUGGCAUAUAUGUUAAAAAUAGAACAAAUUGUUCAUUUUUCAUACUGUUAAGGCAUUAUAAUAUCCAUGUACAGUGCUAAAAUUCAAAUGGUUAAAAAGAUAUAUUCGGAUAUAACUGAGUGUCAAGUACUUCUAGAAAGGUGUGUUUGCAGCCAUUUUGAAAAUAUAUAUUCAUCUGUAAUCAUUCAUAAAAUGCCUAAAAGCUGUUCGUAACUAAGGUUAAGUCGCUGAAAAUGGACGAAGAACCUCAAGUGUUUUCUUCAAAUAUAACACGAAGUUCAAAGCCGUUGAAAAAUGAUCUCACUGAUCUCUUAAAAGUCGCUCCCGCACAUCCUGUUUUGCAAAAAAAAAACGAGAAAAGGAAUACUUGCGAUUUUAUACCGAAAACUGGUAAAACUUAUGAACCAAAGAGAAAAUCAAAAUUUAAGGUUAGUACUGUGCGAGACGUUAGACACUUGUUUGAAAAGGAUGUCUACUCUACCUUACUGGUUGAUUUGGAGAAACAGCAAAAUGUUUUACUGCGAAAAAUUAAAGCUGGUUCCGCCAGGGAUGAGAAUACAAAAACGAUUACUAGAAAUAUCUUAAAAUGCGAUAAACCGGUGUCAAGAUCUGCGUGGCAAAUGUUAACAAAUUUAAACCCGGAAGAAUAUUCACACCCUACACAGUUUGUUUUGUGGAACGGUAAACGCCUUCGGGUCAACGGAAGCAGGGGCGGAUCGUGUAAGUUCUUGUGUAAAUACGAUCUAGCAAUGAGACAAUUCCCGAAAAAAUCAAAAUCGUUAUUAACACGUAGAACUGUGCUAAAGAGAAAAGGUUUACUGCAAAACUCUUUGAGUGUAAAUUUUAAACCCGGACCACUCAGAAAAAAGAUUUUUCUUGAUCAUUCAUAUCAAAAAUAUCAUGUUGGCGGGAUAGAGUUACAGAAUUUACCAAAACCUGUUCUUGAGAUUAAUCCAACUUUGGGAAAAACUAUAGAUCCAACCAUAUCCCAUUUUCUCCAAAACAUGCGAGAGAAAGAUGGAACAAUAACUGAGAAAUGGGCUGAGUUUUCAGUUUCCGUUUUGGCUACGGUAAAAAAUGAAAGUGUAACUCAAAUCGAAAGCGAAUGUUGUGUAACAUUCGAUGUCAAUUAUAAAUGCGACCAACAACGAAUAUUAAUGCGUCGUGAUAUAAAUAGCGAGUUUAAGCCGACACCGCUCGCUAAAAUUAUAGACGAUAGUCAUUGUUACACACAUCAGGAUUCAGUGGAAACAUCUGAAAUUCAAAGUAUACUUGACAAAAUUAUAGAUUCUGUAGAAAUCAGCUUAGCUCAAGACAAUAUGUACACCGGUGAAGAUGAACCCCGAGAUGUAAAAACGGAAGAAACUACAAACGUCACAACUAUUCAAACUAAAGAAACCCGACUGAAACGCAAAUGUGGCGAACUAGAAAGAUUGGAUGUGACCAUUAUAAGAUUAACAGAAAAUGUUGAUAGGAUAUCUCAUACGUGCCCAAAAGCAUGCUGUAGUAUGGGUUGUGUUUGCUCAUCAUUGGAUUGUGGCUACAAUUUUAAAACACAUUGUGGCCGAAUAGAAUGUAUGUUUGAAUGUAAAUGUGAUUUCUCGAAGUACAAAGUAGUUGAUUCAUUUGAACGCGAUUGUUCUAAUUUAUUGCCUGGUUUGCUCAAAUUAGACAGUGAAAUGAGUUCAAAAAUGGCUAAAGAGGAACAAAAAUUCCAUCACACUGUAAUUGUUACACCUGAAAACAGUAUGUUGUUAAAAUGUAAACGCAGAGAUUGGAAAUCUUCAAGAAAAUACGCGGAGUUUUUUAGUAACAUGUCUCUAAAAAAUGACUACAAACCCGAAAAAGUUGCAGAACUUGUAAUCGAAAAACUUAAUUUGCCAAAUGUGGAACCAUGGUGUAUGGUUCAUGGUUUAUAUAAAUGUUUCUGUAAAUGUAUAUUUACUGAUGUUUCACUCCCCGAAGUAAAAACCGACGAUGUUAAAGAAAUUAAUGGUGUUACACAACAAAAUGAUAGCAUAGAUCUAACUGAUAAUGUGGAAAAUCCUAAUAUAAGAGGCAUUAGGUCGCGUAUGCCUUCUAAUGGAAAUAUAUAUGACAAAAAUCCUGUGAAAGACAAAACAAUGGAAAGCCCGCCAAUAGAUUGCGCUCAUCUAGUUAUGCAUGAUUAUUAUUCUAGAAGCGCAAGAGUAAAAUCCUAUAAAGGGCGAAAAUUCUCAGAUGGAUAUUAUUUUAAUGCAAACAGAAAGAUCUCGGACAUGGAACAGCACGAUAAAUCACUACGCAAAAGAUUGGAAUACCUUUAUCAUGCUAGUACAAGUAACCAAGGGCAGUUCAAUUCGAGUAAGGUUGUGGCAUCCGUACCAACUUCUAUGCCAGCAAAAUUAGCACCUACUGGAUCCCUUCCCCCCACCCAACCUCCAUUGCCACCACUAACAUCAGCUCCGACUAUUAAACCAGCCAAAACAACUGAAAAAGCCCCAAAUACAAAAAUAAACUUGUAUACCAACCGAUUGCCAGACAAGAAAAAAUUAGUUGCAUGGUUAGAAGUGAGUUACAAACAGUAUAAACAACGCAUCAAUAGCGGAAUUGUGAAAAUUUCGCUUGAACCACCACAUCUUGGAAAAAUGGCUCUCUAUCCAUGGGAGUUCAUUUUAGGCAGAUACCGAGAUAGAAAAAAUGUGUUUUUAAUUACAAAUAAACAGCCCCAUCGCCUAUUCAUGGCAGUGGAUCCACAAAAUCCAUUCUUCAGGCAUUGCACAAAUAUAAAUGAUAUCCGCUUGGCCGAUUUACCCAAAUAUCCAGUGAUUGUAAAAAAUUUGCUUGCGAAUGCAGAUGAUCUAAAAUACAACUUUUGUAUAUUAUGGGGUUUAUCACAUUGUUGGGAAUUAAUUGGCUCUGUCACUAAAGUGUGUAAUCCGGAAGAAGUCAAUGAAAAUAUCCAAGUGAGUGACGAAACUGACGAGGAAGUAAAAAAUAACACUCCCGAAGUGUUGAGUGAUUCUGUCCGCGAUGAUUCGGAAGAUUCUAACGCUACGAUUACAUCACUCGGCCGAUAUCGUGAAGAAGAAAAUAUGAGUUCAGAUAAAACAAUUGACGAAGAUCAUGAUACGUCAUCAGAAGAUUCUUCUAGGUGGUUUGUGAUGACUGUAGAAAAUGACUUUGAGGAGAUUCAAUUUUACAAUAAAGGAUUUUUUGUGAAAUUGGAAAGUAUAAUUAAGGCAAUUGAUGUAGCGCGUGGUUCAAAGAAAACAGUAAGGUUAUCUUCUCAAAAAUGUGCGGACAACAGCCCUGGCCCGCAAUUUGGCAUUUAUGCUAUACCAAACGAAAAUGAGCCUUGCGUAUUUGUUGGCCCGUACGAAAAAGGCGAACCACUUGGUAUAGAGACUGUAAAAAAUAUGUCCGAUAUUCGUAAACAAAGGAGAACUAAAGGUGUAUGGAUUACAACGAAAAAACUCGAGAACUUUAACGUUAUUGACGAUCCUUUGUCAUUCAUGCCACCAAGAAAUGGCUCCGACACUGAAAUGAUGACGCUUGCUGGAGAUUUUGCGAAUACUGAUCAAGGUACUGAUAGUUUCGUGGCAAUGUUAAAAGGCGAUAAUAAACUCACAGGCCAAAAUGCAGAAAAACAAGGUUCGGAUGGAAGUCAUCUUUCAAAAAUCUUAAAACCAAUUAAAAUUUGCAAGACUAACAGUUUUUAUCAACUUGCGCCAAACGGAACUUUAAAACAAAUAUCUCCGCAGCACAUUAAUGAACAAAGUCAAGUAUGUAUUCCUACUACGGUUCAACCAAGGGUGUUCAGCGCUCAAGUAUGUGCUCCUACUGCUAUUCGACCUAAGGUGAUCAAUGCGUCCCUUUUAAAACGGUCUGACUCUAUCCACGCUCCUUUAUUAAAGACUUCUUCAAUAGUAAAGAGUAUACCCAAACCUACUAUAUGUCACAUCAAAAGAAAAAUAGUUACAAUUCACAAAAAACCGGUCGCUGAAAUUGCGCCUCAAGUGAAACAAUCCAAUAGUCCAAAGAUAACAGUAGCACCAAGCUCAAAAGACGAGUUUUCUAAAAAAGAAAAGGGCAUGUUUAUUCUCAAACCUGAAGAAAUUAAUAAGAGACUGAUGCAGAGUCAGGUGGCUACAAAUUUAGAGCAUUUAAAUGCACACCAAUCUGGAUCUGAUACUGGGACGGACGCCGAAUUGGAAAUGGAUAUAGAAAAUUUUCUAGCGACUGCAGAUGAAUGUGAAGCUCCAAAUGAUGAUGUUUUAAUUAUUUCUGACGAUGAAAUGGAUGGUCGUGGAGGACAGCCACUUUGGAAAGACGUAUGGAUCGAAUGUAAAUCUAUUGAAGGCUUAGGUUGGAUACGUGGAAGAAAAAAUGAUCAAGGCUCCGUGAGUUUUGAGUUUCCUGGAUUCAACUACACAGAAUUCUACAAGCAAGAGCAAGCAUUCACUAAGCUCACUCAAGUUUUAUCAAGAAAAAUCUACAUACCUAAAUCUAUACAUUUUGAAUGGCAUAUAGUAGAAACAGAAAAGGACCUAAGUGCCAAGCAUAUGCUAACACAAGAGGAAUUGGGUCCUAAUUAUGUUAUGACUAAACGCGGCAUACAACACAAACAAGAACUGUUAAUUAGUAAGCUAUUAAAGAAAGAAUUUGCAGACGAAAGCGGAGACAGUAACCCCAGAACUGAGAACAGCGACGCUCAUGAUGCCGAGGAAUGGCCCAUGGACAUCGCAAGCCUAGAAGCAGAGAGCCAACAAUUAGAAGAGGAAGGCGAAGAAUUAUUGAAGACGUUCAAAAGCAGCGCCAGCCACGCCGACAUCGGCCAAGGACUGAAGGACCUGGACAGCAUGCGCGAAAAGAUCGCUGCGAGACUUCAGAGCAUGGUGGCUGACACUUAGGAAGAAAAUGGACGACAGCGCGCGACCGCUUCUCUGUACAAACGUACUCAUCAUUUUCCUCUCUGAACAUUGACAUAAAAAAAAAACAUAAUUUAAUUUAAUAUACAUCAAAUUAUCAAGAAAUAUUUUCCAUAUUGUCAAUAUCCAGAUAGGAUUUUUUUUAAUUACAUUUGUAUAAAGAAGCAGUCGUCCGCUAUCCUCUUAAUGUUGCAUGUUUCUCUCGUCGGUCAUAUUAUUUUAAAGCUGGAGAACCCAACUCAGAUUUUGAAGACUGCGCUUAAAAUAUGUCCGUGUCAUGUCCAUUUGAAAGCGCGGUACGGAUUUUCUCUUCAUAAAAUCCAAGUCUCUCAAGCUUAAUAACUGGAGUACAAAAACAGAAUCGAUUAAUAGUGGCGAGGAUCCCUAAUACUUGUGUUUAUCUACAUUUAGCGUUAGUCGUAGAGUAUUUUCUUAUCGCGCAACAUUUUGCGCAACGGUGGUGCUCAAAGCCAUUAGGGUGGUAUUCCAUCUGGCCAAUAUCUUGGUCCAAUGUGUAUUUACGUCAAGAUAUUGGGUAGAUGGAAUACCACCCUUAGGUAUCUAUGUCGCUGAUUGAACCUAAAUGUUUUUCUACCGAAUUUUGUGGAGCAUCACCUCGAUUUUGAUGAUAACUGCUCUGCCAAACGACACACGAGUUUAUGGCUGAUAUAAUGUGGUUUCGGCAGAUAUAUAAAGGUGAUUCAGCUCGAAAGUAAUAUCCUAUAAUUUCUUGUCCUGUUAGUUUUUAUCAAAUAAUUUAUAUAGUACCUAGAAACAGAACCUAAAACUUAUGAAUACCUAUGCAACAUUAGGCUUACAGACUCAAUUCUGAGAAUUAUUUAGACUUCGGUAUGUUUCUGACAGGGUGUCUUCGGUUCUUAUCGUCAUUUCCGAAGGUUUUCCUGUCAUAUGUUUAUGUUGCGCUGAUAGUAUAUCUAUGUUGUAAAUAAAUAUCUAUACUUGAAUGAAAACGAAAGUUUGUUAAGGCGCGGUCAUUUAUGCAAAUCUAAAGAAGUUGAUUUUGAUUGAAGUGGAUCGAUAUAAAGUUGAAUUUUUAGACUGCCAGCAAAUGUUAACAAAUGUUUGUGUUAAGAUAACCUAUAUGAAAAGAAUUUGAGUUCUUUUAGACUGAGUAGUCGUUUCAUUACGUAGCUGGAUUUUGAGUUGGAGUGUAAACAAAUCUGUGAUAUUAAUCUGUAACUACCAACAAUUGGACGUUAUUUAGGAGAAAUGUUAUCUCACAAACAUCCUAUGUAUAUAUAAUAAUAAUACAUCCCCUUAUUCAUAAAACUUUACAAGCCUAAAUUAGUACAUACAUUUUCAUAACGAAGCUUCUGUGAGACACAGACAUAAAGUAAAUGUAUUUAAAAAUACCUAUAUAAGACAAAACGAGAGAUCAAGAAAAAUAAUUAAGUACUAACUGAGGCUUGUUGCGCGUUUACGUACUUUUAACGCCAAAAGUGAUUACAAUUUUAAGAUUCUGUCAAAAAGAAAGUCAUCCAUGUCGUUUCGCUAAACCACGUCUAAUUACAUAUUAUAUACAUAUGUGUACUUUACAUACCUAAUAGAUAUAUAACUAGUAAAGUAAUGGUAAAUAAGCAACUGUAAGAUUUUCAGGUAAUAUAUAAAUACACCGGGGGUUCCCAACCUUCUUUGCGUCGUACGAAAACAAGUCGGUUUUUUAAAUUUUGUGGAGCUCAAAUACUUACUAAAAAGUCACGGUAUCUCUUUAUUGGAAAAGCUUCCCCCGUUCACAUUGCCCUCCAGCUGAGCCCUCCCGGCUCCAAUAGUUGGGAACUCCUGACGUAAAGUGAUACGCGGAAUAGUUGAAUAAUUUUAGUAUCUUGUCUUUCUAACCUGUAGCAAAGAGAGUUGAAAGAAAUACUGUAGGUAGCCGUGUGUGUGGUCAAUAUUCGGCUAGAUGCUAAAAUGUUCAGCUAGUAAGUAAUACGUCUUAGGUACAGUCGGCAAAACUUACUAUCUCUGCAAACAACGUGUGCUGAGAUGAUAAGCGAACAGUUUUGCCGAUUGCACCAGCAGGGUGGGGCUGUUGUCUGAAAUUCAAACAGCUUGUAUUAUCUACAAGAACUAGUCGAUUAAAAAAAAAAAAACCUAUAGUUUCCUUAAUGUUUGGAAUUGUUUUUAAAUACUUAAGUUAUAUUUAAUGGGCGCCGCAUGGACGUAAAAGUUUGCUUUUCUUAGAGUCCUCGGCAAGCUCCGCCGAAUUUCACCUUUUCAUACAAAAGGAGUGUUGUUCUCAUUUUAAAACUACGUGAUGGAUUCCAGUGUUGGCCGAAACGUUAAUGCAAUUAAAAAUUAUUCGCCAUUAACCAUUAUAAAUUGAACCGUAAACUGUAACCGUCCGUUACGGUUACGGUUCAAUUUGUAAUGGUUAGUUGCAAUUACCGUUCGGCCAACACUGUAUUGAAACUUUGCACCUAUAUUGACAUGAGGUAUAUCCAGUUCUGUAAUUAGUUUAUAUAGCUCCAGUUUAUAAAACAAAUGAAAUAGAGUAAAAACAGGUUUUGUACGAAAAAUUUAAAUUCGCUACUUAAUUUUUUUAACCAUGGUAUCUGAAGCUACGUAUAAACUAAUUACAGCCCUAGAUAUACCUUAUCCUAUUGUAACUACAAAAACAAAGCUUCAGCAUUUAACUAGCUGCUAGCUAGUUGUUUUAAAAUGAGACCGUAACUAUGGUUGUGUGGGGAGCUUGCUGGGGACCCUUAAGAGGAAAGGGGACGAUCGAUUCUCUAUACAAACGUAAUCCUCAUUUUCCUCCCUGAAAUAAUAUAAAAAUAUUUUUACAGAUUUUAAGUAUUAUAGUCAUAGGUAGGUAUAUUUUUCUUCAUUUUCUUUAUUAUUAUAAAAGGAGCGAAAAACAGGUUUCAUAUAUAUUUUUAAAUGCUCCUAUCUCUUAUAAUAUUGAAAUAAUCGAAAAAAAAAAUGGAACGGUCGGGCAUAGCUAAAAACACAAAGGAUUGUGUUAAAAUAUUUUCAAAAAUGUUAAUAACCAAAGAGGAAAAUGGGGACUACGUUUGUAUGGAAAGGCGGUUUUGGUGCGGUCGUCCCCUUUCGUCUUAAUCUCCGCCUAUAUAUAAGCUUCUUGGUGCAAAAUAUUAAAGCCGCAUUUAUAACAGCUGGCACUGAGCAUAUAGCUCCGUGCAACGCCAUCUACUUAGGUACUAUAGCUAUCAAAACUGCGGCUUUAAUAUUUUGCACCACUUUAAUUUACUUUGUCUAUGGCUAUGCCAAGAGCAGACAACAGGCUUCCCCCUAAAGUUGAGUGAAUGGAUCCCUGUGCAUGGCGUCGAUUGAGUUAUUUUAAAUGUACAUACAUUUCAGACUGAUCUUAGAAGGUUUGAACACUAAGUUCAGACCAUUACCUUGUCAGAUAAGGGUUAAUUAAACUACAUUCAUGAAAA